AUGACGGACGUGAAGAGUAGGAUACCUAUUUUAUCUGAUGAAAGAGGAAAAGGACUAGAUAGAGAACUUAGACGAUGUUAUAAUGGAAAUAUAAGGUAUAAUAUACAGACUAUCAGUAAACCUGCGGCACAUUUAGAAGGAGUGGUGGAAGAUAUUGUAGCUUUAACAAGUAAUUUCACUCUUAAUGAUUAUGUAAUUAUAAUUGCGGGAACCAAUAACUUUAGAGAAAAGCGUUAUCCAUCUGUAAAAUUUAUAUAUAAUAGGCUAAAAAGCAUAAAUACAAAUAUAAUAUUCACCACUGCUCCACGUAAUGCAAUGGAUUAUAAUGUUAAACAAUGUGUUAAUAAUUUUAAUAAUAUUCCAAAAAUUAAUAAGUAUUUACAAGGAAAAGUAGCAAUGGUGAAUAUUUUAGAAAAUAGAGGAGAAUUAGUGAGUAAGAAUAUUAUUUGUAAAAAAAUUAUUGCAGAAAUGGAAAAGGUGAAAAUUUAA
Messenger RNA from Psylliodes chrysocephalus, 489 nucleotides. NCBI's taxonomy places the organism in Eukaryota, Metazoa, Arthropoda, Insecta, Coleoptera, Chrysomelidae. The record is from the annotation of a GenBank genome assembly.